Messenger RNA from Capsella rubella, 722 nucleotides. Its product is annotated as auxin-responsive protein SAUR50. The transcript has a single exon. The record is from RefSeq and is a predicted model, not a curated record. Gene Ontology annotation, biological process: response to auxin. The coding region runs from base 83 to 397 and encodes 104 amino acids. Lineage: Eukaryota; Viridiplantae; Streptophyta; Magnoliopsida; Brassicales; Brassicaceae.
UUUCUCUCUUUCUCUCUUUCUCUCUUUCUCUCUUCUCUCUAGCUAGUUCUCUCUCUCUCUACAUACAGAUCGAUAAGCUCAAAUGGCGAUAAAGAAGACGAACAAAGCGGCGCUGUCUCAAGCAGCAACUCUAAAGCAAAUCUUGAAGAGGUGCUCAAGCCUAGGAAAGAAGAAUCAAGGUAAUUGCUACUUCAACGACGUGCCAAAAGGUCAUUUCCCGGUCUAUGUCGGUCAACACCGAAGUCGCUAUGUGGUCCCAAUCUCAUGGCUAGAUCAUCACGAGUUCCAGACACUCCUCCAACUAGCUGAGGAAGAGUUUGGGUUUGAGCACGAGAUGGGUAUCACUAUCCCUUGUGAUGAAGUCGUCUUUCGUUCUCUCAUCUCCAUGUUCAGAUAAAACUCGACAUCGAAAGAGACCAGAGGAGUCUCUGAUCAUCAUUAUAGCUCAAUUCGGUCACUCCCUCAAGAUUUUCUCUUUGAGGUUAUAAGGGUUUGAUCACACAUUGUCAUACUCUAGACCCUCGGAAGAUCGAAACUAUUGCCAAGAAAAUCAAGAAACAAAACAAAAGGAAUAUAUGAAAUAUAUAUCAUUUAGGGUUUUUUUUUAUAAUCUUUGCUUAGAAGACGGAAGCAAAUGGCGGGGAUCACGUUAAGCAUCGACUCAAGAUUUGUGGCUAUAUUAAAUAUAUAUCUAACAGUUUUUUUUUUUAAUUAACCACUUU